Messenger RNA from Penicillium odoratum, 1692 nucleotides. Its product is annotated as putative pathogenicity factor. Bases 1 to 1692 code for a protein of 563 amino acids. The transcript has a single exon. The record is from RefSeq and is a predicted model, not a curated record. NCBI's taxonomy places the organism in Eukaryota, Fungi, Ascomycota, Eurotiomycetes, Eurotiales, Aspergillaceae.
AUGCAUUCAUGCCUCGACAAAUUUGAGGGUCCUGGUCUCAACCACAAUCUAGAAGGUGCUCCAGGACCUUCCAACGUUCCAUACGACAGAGUACUUCUGUCACCCGGAGGAAGUUUGAAUGUCAAUCUGGGUCUGAGGUCCGAAUGGGCCGCAUUUGACCAGGCUGACUGGGCAAACAGCCGACUCAAGCCACGUACCACUCUGGAUCUUUACGAUCAGGACGACAGUUGUUCUCAACGUGAGACUGUCCAGAAAGGCAAAGGCAAGGAGAAGGACUCGAUGGGCACAGCAGGUAGUGACACCUUUCAUUUGCCGCCUUUUGGUGUUUUCCCUGUGGAAGAUGCUUCUGUUGAACCUGUUCCAUAUCUGCUCACCCGAUACCUCGAUAAUAACUCCGAGUGCAUGGAAGUCACACUGUUUUUUGAGGGUAUGCUUUGGAUGUCCAGAGAAAAGUCUCCUAACAGCGACACAGAAUCGGAUCCUGAUUUCCUUCCUUCGCCCGGACCUAGUCAAGCCAAGCUUCACGAAGAGAUCCAGACCUAUGAUCAAAGCGAAGACGACGGCAAGAACGAUGGCGACGACGAGAACGACAUUAACAAUGCUGGGGAGUUUCUUAGUCCCGAGACCUACACGAAUGCCGAUGGGCACGUCUCACUCUUCGACUCCACCUGCGAGUUCUCCGUCCCAUGCCACAUGGGUCCCUCUCCAGAUGGAAAGCACUACCGCAAGGUCGUGUCACACUUCUUCGGCCGCAACAAGGCUUCAACCAAGCUCUUUCCUGAUGCUGUCUGGGUUCAUUACUGCCGCAAGCACUAUCAGCGAGCUCGUUACCGCGCUGAUCAGUGGCCUUUCACCCAAUGCGAGCUACUCCUUGAGUCUCUCACUCGCAUGGAACAGUGGGAUGGUGUGGAAAGUUUCGAGAUCACACUCCGCCGCCGUGAAAUAAUUCGAGUCGAGGAGGAGGAGAAAGUCACUGAUUCCAGCCCUGCUGGCAGCAGCAAAAAGGGAAAGGCUCCCGCUACUGCAGCGAAGAAGUCAUCUUCUCGAAGCCUCGUCUCUGGCCGGAAGCUUCCACGGGCUGUUAUUGCCCCUGUUCCUGAGUGGCUACGCGAAUUUGUCGGGCAUGGAAAAUCUUUCGACGAGAUUCGUGCCGUUGUCGAACGGAUCCAUCGCUACAUGGCAGAAAUGCGCGAGGAAGAAAAAGCUCAACUAGAGGCUCAGAACAACUCCGGUGAAGGCCCUAGUCGCAACGGCAAAAAGGGCAAGUGGCUUCCAACCAGAAAUAUCUCUCAGGAUCACGAACGCGUGCAGGAGAGCCGUGCUAGGUUCCCGGAUAUCGAAAUCCUGCCUACCUUUAAGCCAUGGGUUCUUCAAGCUGCCCUGCGUCAGCGCGAACAGCGCGACACUGCGGUCGAGGAGGUUGACCAAGAUGCGACUGAAGAGGAUCCCGAAGCUCGAGACGAACAGUACAGUGAUACUACUCAGAUUGACCACGACAACGAUGAGCAUGGCCGAGAGGAAAUGGGGAUUGGCCGGACUGGGUUGAACCGUGGAAACUCUGCGAGUCAACGUCGUCGCAACGACAAAUCUUUUGUCGCCAUGGUGACUCGAUCUGCCCCUCGCAAGCGGGUCCACGAAAGUCGUCAAAGUGAAGAUCGCCACGGUAAACGUGCUAGACGUAGCCGUCUUUGA